This is a messenger RNA of Camelina sativa (false flax), 832 nucleotides long. RefSeq lists its product as uncharacterized. The record is from RefSeq and is a predicted model, not a curated record. NCBI's taxonomy places the organism in Eukaryota, Viridiplantae, Streptophyta, Magnoliopsida, Brassicales, Brassicaceae.
AAGUUUUUGGAUUCUUUUAUUUAUAUGAACCUCACUUGAAAGCAAAGUUUCCACCACAUUUCCAAAUCCCAUGGCUACGUUGCAAAGAUUCAAGUUCUUGGGGACACAGUGCGGAGUGGCGGCACAAAGCCCUACACGAAGCCCGAGUCCGAGGACAAGUCCUUUGGUACAGCUUCGACGUAAGAAGACAACCUUAAAGAUUCUUUUGAGCCUUGCGUCACCGAGCCGCCGAGAGCAGCAGCCGUUGAUUCAUCAUAACCACAAGGAUGUAGCUGGACGCAAACUUAAAGACCUAUUCGUUUCUUGGUCUUCUGGAGAGAAAGAAGAAGAAGACGAAGAAGUGGAGUUAGAGGAGAGACGGAAAGGGAAAACAAAAGAAGAAGUUCUUGCAGCCAUGGCAGCUAGAUUGAAUGCAGCUGCUAGUUUACAAUGUGAGUCCACUGACACAACACCUGCUUGGUUCGGAUUCAGCAAGCGGCUUCUUCAGAGAGCUUGGCGACCAAAGCUUGGUACUAUUCCUGAGUAAUGUAACAAAAUUUCUUCUCUUUUUCUUAUGUGACUCUGGAAACCAUUAGUUUCCUAUAUGACUGAAUAGAUUUGUUUCUUCUCUAUCUUUAUGUUUGUAUUCCUAAAAAGGAGAAUUAGGAUUUCACAUUUUCUCAUCAUCAAGAAAGAGAAAGGUUAAGCCUUUGUUAUCUAUAUAUGCUUCCAGAUGGGAUGGUGAACUAGUGAUUUUACUAAUUUGAGUUUCUCAAACCCAAGUAUAGUCAGUAGGUGCUAGUGGCAAAGCCUCUACGUUUCUUUAUUGUCCUUGGUCUUGAAACAUGGAUCU